This is a messenger RNA of Aspergillus pseudonomiae, 2055 nucleotides long. RefSeq lists its product as uncharacterized. The transcript is spliced from 2 exons. Bases 551 to 1978 code for a protein of 475 amino acids. Lineage: Eukaryota; Fungi; Ascomycota; Eurotiomycetes; Eurotiales; Aspergillaceae. The record is from RefSeq and is a predicted model, not a curated record.
UAGGAACUAGGCGGAUCCUCUUGGCGUCAGGUUUGUACUUUGCGCAUCUAGGUCUCCGGACAACCGGUUUGUCUUCCUAUGUUAUCCGGGCCAUGAGACCUCAUGACUCGGAUGCACUUCAACAGGCCGAAAAAACGGGCUAGCUGAACAGAGUAGUGGAGAUGUUUGAGAUAACCCCUGGCACCUUCCCGCUUAUUGGAGGAACCACGAACCAGUCGAUGAGGGUUCGUAUUCGGCAAUUCUAGCCCACAGGCCAAGGGAAAAGAGAAUUGGCACAGGUGCAGUAGGGUAUCAUUGCAGAGGAUAUUUGGUGUGAUUUGCACGCAGUCGCGAAACAAGACCAAUAGAUAUCCAUGAUAUGUCUCAGAUAUCUGAUUUGAAGUCCACUAUUGCCGUGAAGAGCUGAGCUGAGAUUUUAGUCUUCCGCUCUCCACUUUUACGAUCCCCGAUUGAGGUUAUAAACUGAACUCUGGGGCCGAAAAGAUCGACCUUUCGUUCACCUGUCCAUCUUGCUUGAAACUGCAUUUCGUUGUCCCAAGUAAGGCCCAAAAUGCUUGUCGGGGUAGCUUUCCUCUUCCUGGGAGCAGUCGCUGCCAACCCAGUCAUACCCAGGGAGGAUGGUAGUUCUACUCCAACUCCCACUCCAACGAUUUCAAGUAGUGUACCUGCAUCUGGCCCAUCCGAUGCAUGCGCCGCCUCGUCAACAAGUAGCCAGUGGCUAAGCACAUGCAAUACCACUAUCUUCUGGCCGACAUCAACCAACUACUACUACGGCCCAACCACCGGUCCCGAGGCCUCGGCAGUCUCCUGCAACGCCGAAUGGGUCGAAUACGACGGACGCGCCAGCGGUUUGGAAUCCCUCGGCGCAACGUCCACGUCCACCAUCUACAGCACCUAUGUCACCAGCACGGGAGCCUGCAACACCCAGAUCUGGGGCGAAGGCUGGGACGACCCUCACGCGGGCCCAGUCACCACGCUGUGUGACGGGAUUCCCCGUGCCCUUGGUCCUCGAGAGUACUCGACGACAUAUUGGCCCGGUACGGGGCCCUGCAGCUCCUUCAUCGCGACCGAAACCACCACGACCCUCGUCUAUCGAUCCCCCUCACCGACCCCCAGCUGCUCGCUGAACUCCCAAGACUGCAUCCCCAUCUGGCAAACCUACAGCAGCCUCCGCCAGGCCUACUCCGACUCCGUGACAACUUCCCUCCCCGGUGACACCAACAGUCCCAUCCGCCCAGGAAGCUGCCCAUCCACCACGAGAAACUACACCGAGAAGGACCCCUGCACGAACUGCCACUACCUGCCCGGCACCGCGACGCUCUUCUACUGGCCCGUAACCACCACCAACGGCGACCUCUGUCUGCAGAACGGAAGCACCGUCCCAGCCACCCCGACGGGCGAAGGCCCCAACACCGCGGUGGUCAACGGCCACACCUUCGUCUCGCCCAGCAUCUACGUCUCCUUCACCAGCAUCUACGCCCGCAGCAACCAGCGCGCCCACCCCGGCGGCUCCUGCGGCGGCGAAUACGAAGACGUCAUCAUCUCCGUCGAUCCCGCCGCCGUGUCCUCCUACCGCAGCCACAUCAACGCCAAAUACCCCACCAUCGGCACCGCGUACCCCUUCGAGUACGACGAGUUCCAGCCGCACACGGUCGGCAAUUAUACCAUGCCCUUGAUCCCCUGGGAGAAGUACCAGGGCGCCUCGCAGUGUCCCUUCCGCGGCGGCAACAAGUGUACCAUGAUCCGUGAUGACUAUAUGCCCUGGAUGGGCAUCCCGGAGGGCGUGAUGACCCAGAUCGAUCCCCGAUGGACCGAAUGUGAUCGCAGGUGGUAUAUCCCUCCCGUCAGCAUGGUGCCUCUCGUGGGCGAUCUGGAGUCCCUGCCCACUGGCGUCGCCGAGGCCAGCGUCCCGACGCCGACGCCGGCGGUGCCCGAGUCGGGGGUUGCUGCGCCUACACCGGAGGCUACGGUGUGGUAGUUGUGUACAUACCGUCCGUUCCAUAGUUAUACAUGACAUUCCCAAUACGAUGAGCAACACAGUAUAUAGCACUACCA